Messenger RNA from Humulus lupulus (European hop), 1305 nucleotides. Its product is annotated as CASP-like protein 5A2. NCBI's taxonomy places the organism in Eukaryota, Viridiplantae, Streptophyta, Magnoliopsida, Rosales, Cannabaceae. Bases 498 to 1031 code for a protein of 177 amino acids. The transcript is spliced from 4 exons. Gene Ontology annotation, cellular component: plasma membrane. The record is from RefSeq and is a predicted model, not a curated record.
AUUAAGAGAAAAAAACAAAACCCCAGUCGACGACUGUCGUCCCAUACCAGGAAUCUCUUAGCCAAUUACCUGGCGAGUAUUGGAGCACUCGCAGUCUCCAACCAACAAACCUCGACUCCAUGAAACUGAAAAAACAUCAGAUCAUCUUACUCAACGCUUAAACGCACCAAAAAAAAAAAUUCCCACAGCUGAACUGAUCGCUAUAUCGGAGGAACCAAGGAUCCCUCUCUCAAAUCUAGUACAUCACUGCUAGGGUUUCUCUACUCGCUCAGAUCUCCGAACAAUCACAACCUCAGACCAACGAUUGGGUUCUGAAGGUCCUUGAUUCAUCUGCUUUUUGAUCGGAAACUCAAGCUCACUCUGUUAGGUUCCUGAAGAAAAAGGGAUACCGAACGGUGGAGCUUGAGAACCGAAACUGUUGGCUUUAGGGGGUAGGAUUUUGAGGAUUGGGCAUGAAUUGAAAAUUAGGGUUUGUUGUUAUUUGGGGUGUUGAGGAAAUGAAUGUGAGCCAUGCCUCGGUUCAUCCAGUGGAAGAUGCCCCAACUACAGAAGGAGGCAACGCUCCGAGGGUGAGGAUGAAGGACUUACAGGGCAUGCCCGGGACCCCAGGUGGUCUUGCUUUGCGCAUCAGCCAAUUCGUUUUUGCAGCUGCUGCGCUUGUUGUCAUGGCCACCACUAGUGACUUUCCUUCUGUCACUGCCUUUUGCUAUCUUGUAGCGGCUGCUGGUUUGCAGUGUGUGUGGAGUCUUUCAUUGGCCAUUGUUGACAUGUAUGCUCUUUUAGUAAGACGCUCUUUGCAAAAUCAUCGGGUUGUCAGCUUUUUCACUGUUGGUGACGGGAUGACUUCAACUCUUACAUUUGCUGCAGCAUGUGCUUCUGCGGGGAUUACAGUUCUGAUUGACAAUGACCUUGGUAGCUGCGCGCACAACCAUUGUGCACAGUUUGAAACUGCUACAGCCAUGGCUUUUAUAACUUGGUUCACAUCAUUACCAUCUUUCCUUUUGAACUUCUGGUCGCUAGCAUCCCGGUAAGUGUAUGAGAAUGAAAAACUUGAAUGAAAUAUGAGAAGAGCAGCUUCAGUUUGAAAGUUCUCUUUUUUUGCUGUGUCCUGUGUGGCCUGUACCAAAAUGCCCUUGAAUGAAAAAGUUGGUUGUAAUUUUGUGUAUAGUUUGUGUCUCUUUCAACAAUACAAAGAUUUCAAGUGGUGAGAUGGGGCUGGUUAAUAUACCCCCUCAACCUGGAUAUUGAAUAUAUUGGACAUUUUUGACAUAGUGGCAGAUAUUGUAUGCAAAUAGGUUUUGAUGA